Messenger RNA from Dryobates pubescens (Downy woodpecker), 3878 nucleotides. It is a transcript of the gene QTMAN, whose product is annotated as glycosyltransferase like domain containing 1. The transcript is spliced from 10 exons. The record is from RefSeq and is a predicted model, not a curated record. NCBI's taxonomy places the organism in Eukaryota, Metazoa, Chordata, Aves, Piciformes, Picidae. The coding region runs from base 252 to 1586 and encodes 444 amino acids. Gene Ontology annotation, molecular function: glycosyltransferase activity.
CCCGCGGGCAAGGUGGGUUGGUCAGGCGGCGUCGGGCCCGGGGGUAAGCGGCCGGCGGCGGGGCCCGGCCCCGGGGCGGCGGGCGGAGGAAGGAGGGGGCCCGGCUGGCGGCAGGGGGAGGCUGGCUCUGCUGCGCGCCGAGGGGAGGGAGGGGCCGGGACGCCGGCGCGUCGGUGCCGACGGUCUCCAGGCGGGAGUGAGGAGGAGGAGGAGAAUCUAUUCAGUUCUGAAGUGCUUGGGGAAAAAAAAAAAUGAGUGUGCUUCUCAUUGAAGCCUUUUAUGGUGGCUCCCACAAACAGCUGAUGGAUCUUCUCCAAGAAGAGCUACGAGAUGACUGUGUCCUCUGCACGCUGCCUGCCAAGAAGUGGCAUUGGAAAGCACGGACUGCUGCUCUUUAUUUCAUGCAAACAGUGCCAGCAAGCACCAAUUACAGGAUCCUCUUUGCAAGCUCGGUGCUUAACCUGGCUGAACUCGCUGCCCUCCGCCCUGACCUUGGCAAAUUGAAAAAGGUCCUCUACUUCCAUGAGAACCAACUGGCAUAUCCUGUCCAGAAAUGCCAGGAAAGGGAUUUUCAAUAUGGAUACAACCAGAUACUUUCAUGUCUGGUCGCCGACGCUGUGGUGUUCAACUCUGCUUUUAACAUGGAAUCCUUUCUUACGUCCAUUGCAAGAUUUAUGAAGCUGAUUCCUGACCACAGACCCAAGGAUUUGGAAAAAAUGAUCCGACCCAAGUGCCAAGUUCUUUAUUUUCCAGUCAGGUUUCCUGAUGUGAGCAGGUUCAUGCCAGAACAUAAGCUUGCCCAUUUGGAAAAGGUAAUUGGUGUUAAAAGACAUGGAGAUGCUUAUCAAUCAGAGGGCCUGCCUAGCCAGCAGAAUGGCAGAGCUUUAAUGAGAAACAGCAACACACACCAUGAGUCUGGAGUUUGUGAAGCCCAGCAUGGACUUGAUACCACACAGCAUGAGGGUCUGCCUUCCCCAUUAACAGCAUCGGUGAGACUGAGCAAGUCUGAAGCAUCAGAGAGUGCAAAUCCUUGUCAAGAAGAAGAUAAGCAACAUUUGACUUUUAACCUUUCUAAUACCUUGAGUGGACUGGACAAUCAGCAAAGACCUUUACACAUUGCCUGGCCUCACAGGUGGGAACAUGACAAAGAUCCUGAAACUUUCUUUAAAGUCCUGCUGCAGCUGAAAGAGAAAGAUCUCCCUUUUCAUGUCUCUGUCCUUGGAGAGACUUUCACUGAGGUUCCAGAUAUCUUUUCAGAGGCCAAAAAAGCCUUGGGAUCUUCUGUCUUGCACUGGGGCUACUUAGCCAGCAAAGAUGACUAUUUCCAGGCUCUCUGCAUGGCUGAUGUUGUCAUCUCCACAGCUAAACAUGAAUUCUUUGGCGUGGCAAUGAUCGAAGCCGUCUAUUGUGGCUGCUAUCCCCUCUGCCCCAAAGCUUUGGUGUACCCAGAGAUAUUCCCAGCUGAAUAUCUGUAUUCUACACCUGAACAGCUCUUUAAAAGGCUUCAGAAUUUCUGCAGGAGGCCAGAUAUCGUGAGGAAACAUCUCUAUAAGUGCUGCAGGGAGAUGAGGCCACCUGGUCAAUAGGACUGCCAAGGAUGGGACCAGUGUGCUUUGAAGAGUGCUUGGAAAACAUCUAGCAAAGAAAUGUGAGAGUUGGGAAUUUUGAUUUUGGUUUGUUGUUUUUUUUUUUUCCCUGUGAAUAUCAGGCUGAGCAUCAAGCCACUGAACUUGUUUUCUGCUGAAGCUUCACAAGAGUCUCUUUUCCUUGGCUUCCUCAGGGGGAGGAGAGGCUACCUAUUAAAAAUGCAUAUGUUUUGUCUUACUGCUUGGCGCACCUCGCUUGAUAACCCCCUACUUUGAUUUGGGGAUGGCGCUCUUUGAACUUAAAGUCUCUUCCUUAGGACUGAUAUAUUCAAGGUGCUGGAGGGGAAGCCUGUGUCAGAUGAAAGAUCCGUAUGUAAAUAACGGUGUAGAGGUGGGGUUUAAGGCAUUACCCAUUUUACUAUCAGUUUCAGACAUAUGCUGCUCUGAUGCCGGCGUGCCUGGCAAAAGCUGGGAGCCCCUCACACAGCAGAUGAUUUUUAAUGAAGUCAUACUCUGCUGCCUACAAAUACAGGGUCAUGCUACACUUGUACGGGAGCAGUGAUUGCAGUAAUGUUGCUUAUUGUGGUCAAAGAGGGCAGAAGAUUGCCUUUUUGCAUUGUGUGGCUCUGGGGUUUUGGAGCCUGCACAGACAAAUUGAUUACACUGCAGCAGGCCACACAUUCUGAGAACGGAGGUGUCAUGCUGGAAAGCCAAAUUUCAGCAGCUGAUGAAUCAGUGCAAUGACUGUGAGUUGUUCCACCUUUUGCUGCGCUCUGAGCCUGCAAAUCUAAAUAGCAUCAGGACUUGAAAGGGAAACCUCAGAAGAAAUUUUGGUAGAUGCUAAAGGAAGUGGUUGUUGACUUAAUAAACGACACAUUUCCUUCUACAGAGCAAAUUAUCCUAGGGGUUCAAAUGAAGCAUGGGUAGAGGCAGGGGCAGAGAUGAGGAUAUCUGCACUGGAGGAAAUACUUCUAGCAGACUUUGGGGUGGUGAGUUUGAGUUCACCUCUGGUUUGGACGGGGUACAUCCUUGGCUUUUCCACCACGGGGAUUUCCCAGCUUGUAUUGACUGAUCAUGACGAGGGACUUAGAGCAAUCAGGGCUGUGGAGCUAGUCUGGAGGAGGCUUAGCCUUUAUGUAACUCGAACAACCUGAACUCAGAGGCAUCCUUAUAAAGCAAAUAAAUAAAGCCCCAGCUUGCUCCUGUAAUAUCAUCCACCUGAUUAUUCCUGAGCACUGCUCAGCCAGGUAUUUCCUCUGCCUUGUAAUCCAAGCAAGACAGACAAGACCCCAUAUGCUCCCUUUUCCGUAUGGGAAUAGGUUGUCCUGUUACCCAUCUAAUUCUGGAAUCUGUUGAGUUUUAUGGACUACAAAAUGGCCACAAUUAUACCCUGCAAGAGCAAAUGUCUCUGAUUGAUUCAGAGCCAGAGAGCUCCGUGGUGUCUGAUAGCCUGGGCCGUUCACGGUGCAAGGUUGUGUAAAGAUAACAAGUGUAAAAUAAUAUUUAUAACUGUGCUUGUGGAAAAAAAUGAUUCUGCUUCAGACAUGGCCCCUUACAAAGCUCCCAGUGAUGCUCCAGAAUCACACAGCACCUGAAGUGGAGCGUGUCCUCCCCUGGUUUAUCGCAUGUCUGCCUUUAAUUGGCAAUGGCUCCGUCUGAGACCGUGAUCCAUUCAAAUCCUGUAGGCCACACAGGUCUGGAAGGUAUUUAGAUCAGAAAACUCAUCCAAGCAAGAGGAGCAUUGCUUUGCCACUAAUCCACAGGAGAGCAGUACCUCCACAAGGUUAUUUGUAGAUUAUAAGGCCAAGAAAGGACUAUUUGGAUCAUCUGGUGUCACGUGUAUAACACGAGCCAUAUGACUUCCCUCAAUUAAUUCCUCUUUGAACCAGAAAACCUCAUCCUCUACCCUCUCUAAAAAUUGCCAGUGGUGCAGAAGCCACCACAACCUUUGAUACUGUUAGAUACUGCUAGACAUGGUGGCUUUUGGAGAUGUUUUUCUCUCAAACAAGGAGCCAAAAGUGGUGUUUAUCUCCUGUGAUCAUUAGAUACUUGUUGCUAGGGAGAGGAUGUCAGUCACGGCAUGGAGGCUGAGGUCCCAUAAAUAUCAGUGUCUUUUGCCUGGGUUUCCCUCGUGGUCCUACCUCCAUCUGACAUUCUUCCUUUUGCCCAUUUUCUGGGGCUGGUAUUGCAAGAGGCAGUUCAUCAGCAGACAACACAGUGCUUUUGCUGCAGAGAGCAAUGGUCCACUGACAGAUCGUGGUCCCAGCAGUCAUUUGGUGAAAUCUACCCAAG